Asterias rubens (European starfish) is the source of this 5146-nucleotide messenger RNA. RefSeq names its product protogenin B-like. The record is from RefSeq and is a predicted model, not a curated record. Gene Ontology annotation, molecular function: protein binding. Lineage: Eukaryota; Metazoa; Echinodermata; Asteroidea; Forcipulatida; Asteriidae. Bases 136 to 3543 code for a protein of 1135 amino acids. The transcript has 19 exons. Gene Ontology annotation, biological process: axon guidance; cell-cell adhesion. Gene Ontology annotation, cellular component: axon; plasma membrane.
GUAAAAAAUGCGCAGGAACAGUCUUCGUUAACAAGCUCCCACGUGUGAAAAAUACCAGAAUAACAGUUCAUUGAUGUGGCGAAUGGAUCGAAAUAAACUACCGAACGAUGUGAACCAUUCUGGUCCUCAAACAGCAUGGUAGGGAGAUCAUAUUUGGGAGUAUUUGCGGUGCAGGUUUUUGUGACUGCCUGGAUAAUUGAAACUACGAAAGCAGGCAUACCUCAGCUCUAUUUUACAACUGAACCCCUAAGUAAAAGAGCUCCAGCAGGCGAGUCGAUUGAGUUGCAAUGUUCUGCCAAAGGGGAAGAUCCGAUUGGCAUUGCAUGGCGUCGAGGUCAGGAACCAGUACAUAACCUAGAUGGUAGGAUAGCUGUACUGUCAAAUGGAUCUUUGUGGAUGCGGUUGAGCGAGGAUUUUAAGGAUGAUCCAUACCAGUGCUGUGCGACAAACGCAUACGGUACUUUGUGUAGUCGCACGGCAAUGGUGGUUGUGUCUGCACCUCUGAGCAACCUUCUGGUACUACCUCAAUACAUAGAAGCUGUUGUGAAUGGAUCUGCAAGAUUAAGAUGUGAUUAUUCAGGCAACCUGUUGUACCAUCCAGUUCGAUGGAAGAAAGAUGGAAAGAACUUGGCAGAAAGUCCCAGAUACACAUUACUCAAUGAGGGAGUCCUACAGAUUUACCCAGUCCUCCGCCAGGAUGCCGGUGACUACCAGUGUAUCUCCGGUUACCAAGCACAGUCUGAGACAUGGAGUAACUCAUCUCAGGUGGUUGUCGUUGAGCACUGUGUGAAUACAUCAGCUGGAUGUAGAGAGGAUUUGAUUGUAGCUGGCCCUAAGGGCAUCCAGCUGAAUCGACCUGAGAGGGUCGUCUUAGAAUGUUUGGCUGCUGGAAACUGGGUCAAUAUCACAUGGAGCUGGACAGGUGGGAAGCAGCUGCCGUCUGGUCGGCAUGGUCUCUUAGGACAUAGCAACCUUGAGCUUACUGACCUAUCUCCAAGAGACAGUGGUGUUUAUACAUGUACAGCUACACAUACAAAGUCAGGCAAUACUACUGUAGCAAGGGCAAGGCUGGAAAUUACCGAUUACUAUCCACCUAUCUUCACGAUCCAACCAACAAGUAACAUCAUACGAGACUUUGGGACAGCUCGUCUUCACUGUGCAGCCAUAGGUAACCCUGAGCCUGAAGUCAGCUGGUUCCUGAAUGGAAACCCAGUCCAUUCACCCUCACAAGUCGCUAAUAAUGAUCUGGUUAUAUGGAAUGUAGAGAUGAACGAUCAGGGAAUCUAUCAGUGUUUUGUGUCUAACACCGCGGGUCAGGCUCACUCCAGUGCCUUACUCUUGGUUGAUGUCCCAGAGAAUCCCCCGGAGCCACCUUAUAAUCUUACAGCCCUAACCCUGAAUAGCAACACGGUUCUGAUUCAAUGGGAUGCUAUAGGAGUUUCACUCUUCGUUCUGCAAUACUACCUUGAACCAGAUGGUGAAGAAAUUCAACUAGUGUUGUCAGAUCAGAAGGAGCCAUUUUCUUAUGCCGUGAGAAAUCUUCAUCCCUACACCAACUACACGUUUUACAUGCGAUCAAUUACCCAUGCUGCUAGCAGGUUUUCAGACCACGUGGUUGUUCAGACAGCUGAAGGAGUUCCGGAUGUGGCUCCAGUGUUUUCACUGGCAAGCAGCUCUGCCAACACAAUUGAUGUUUACUGGGAUCGUCUGAUUGACAAGACUGUAACUAAGGGACAAGUAGUACAUUAUAGAAUCUGUUAUCAAGAAAAUGGUAAACAAGACUACACCUGUAGAGAGGUGAGCGGAACCAAUUCUUACUUCAAGAUACAAGGAUUGAAAGUUGCUACUAUUUAUGAUGUUCAUAUGGCUGCAGCAACCAAGGGAGGAUUCGGACCUGAAUCUGAACAACAGGCUAUAAGAACCACAAACAUUGGAAACUGCUCAGUUCCUCUUAAGUAUCCAUUGGACAUUCCCAAAGUCCUGAAUGACACUAAACUAGUGGUGACUUGGUCGGAGCCUAUCGUACAGAAUGACAUCCCAGUAGAUGGCUUUAGACUCCAACUAUCUGGAGUGAUGGAAGAUGGGAUGAAACUUCAAUAUAACAUCUUUGAAUACGUCUUCACAGAUUUGUUGCCUGGUUCCGUACAUACAUUUGAGCUGAAAGCCUUUAAUGAAUGUGGUCUGGGUACAGCCUCUAUGCAGACUAUUACCAUGCCAUCAACUACAGAUGGUGGUGAACAGACACGCCCUCCUCCUGAGAAUGUUGAAGCUUUUGCCCUGUCCUCAACGAGCAUCCAAGUGAACUGGGAUUCUAUCCUUGAGACUCGAUUCCAGUAUGAAGUGGACUAUCGUCCAACCUCUGAUAGCCAUCAUGAAACUGGCAUGAAGGUCUCCAGCACUUCUGGAACUGUCGUCUUAACGAAGUUGAAGCCUUUUACCAUCUACACGUUGAGGGUGCGUGUCAAUCAAACAGGGGUCAGGGGUCAAUACUGUGAUGAGGUCUAUUGCAGAACCAUGGAGGAUGUACCUUCAGCACCUGUUAACUUCAGUGCCAAGCCUCUUGAUGCUCAUACAGUCAGUGUAGCCUGGCGCCCACCAUUGAAUCCCAAUGGAGUGAUUAAAGCUUAUACCAUCGUCUAUGUUCCUGAUACUCAACAACAGGACAGAGAAGAACCACAGUGGAAUAAAACUCAGAAAAGAGGUAGCGAGUUGUCCUCUACCGUUAAGAACUUGACGAGUGAUACUCAAUAUUACUUCUUUCUGCGAGCAUGUACAUCAGUAGGGGAAGGUCCUCCAUCCAACGUUCUCAGAGUCAGGACACCUCAAGAGUCGCAUUUUAUGGUUCAACCAGACACAGGUGAUCAGGUGAAGGACAUGGAGAAAGGUCUUUUCAUCGCCAUCAUUCUGGGUUCCAUCUGUAUCUUAUUCUGUACACUCAUCGCUGCAAUACGAUACAAGAGGUACCAGUUUACUCGCGAGGAACGGUUGGCAAGAACAUGGAAUGGAGAUCACAACGGCAGAGUCCCGAUGUCUCGUCUUGUUCAGGGAAACAGACUAGAAAUUGAACUGAAUGCCAUGAGUCCAAUGUUGGCAAGAGAAUCAAUUCGACAGUUUGGACCUCCUAACACUGAGGUUCGUUGUGAGUCGCCAUUGCUUGGCAUUCGUCGUCGUCCUGUCUCAGAUUCAGUCAUUGAAGAUGAUUUGCCAUCACCUCAUACUCAUCAGGUUGAAGUUACUCCUCACUGUACCUCUGAAGUACCUCUAGAAGACCCUAUGAGGCAAUACAGUCAUACCUUACCAAGCAGACCAGACUGUGGAUCCUCUGUACCUCUAAGGCACAAGUACCCUACGUGUAGUGCCUCGCUGCCUGAGUCUGGGUCUGAAGAUGGAGCCGAUACCUCAAGUCGCUGGACACCAUUGAGGGAGAGUACCAGUGGAGACAGUGGACUCAUCGGAGAUUUGGAAUUCCCUAUUGAGGAUACAAGUCCAGAUUUUAUUGAGAAAGUGUUGCGAGAAUACCACCUUGGCAUCCACCCCGUUUAAUAUUGAAACGUUAAAAGAUAAAACUGUCAGGGAUUUAAGAAUGCUCAUUUUUUUCUGUACUUUGAAACAGUUGACUGAAAAGAGCACCUCAGGACAAAACAUCAGAAUACCUCAAAGAGAAAAAUGAAUAUUGAUGUGAUAAUGAGGUAUGAGUUGUGUACCAGUGAGGAAUGAAUCUUGGCUUGCUUUGUUUUUCAGAGGCUUCAAGAUUUUUUUGCGAAUUUUUUUCAGAACAGGCAAGAGUUGAUAAAGACCAUUUUUUCAGACAGUUCCAUCAUUAAAAGAGACUCCUCAUGCAACUUAACGUCGAAGUUCACCAUAAUUGCUGCAGUUUGUAAUGUCUGGCUACGUCGGACGUUACAUUGACUUCGAUAUUAAAGCUUCACAUAGACACAUUGAUGCAGUUUGGAACAUGGUAUUCAGAAGGAAGAGCAGACUGCAUGUAACCAAGAUGUUUCACAAGACGUUGAUGUCACCUCCUACUCAGGGAAUAAGAUUAUUUAUGGAGGUUGCCUUGUUAACUUAGGAAACAAGAUGGACAGGCAAGCAUUGUUGUUAUCAGGUCUUAGACAUUGAUAGAUAUAAUAUUAUAUGAACCAAUUAUGAGCAAUUAACCAGUUAAUGCCGGAAUCUUCUAUUUUUUCACUUACACCCUGGCAAGAUUAUUUUAUCUGAGUUGCUGGAACCAACUUUCUACGAGAUCACUGCUGGCAUAAAGAAACCAUGACUUGACAAGGCUAAUAGAACAAAGAUUCUGAUUGAAGCACAAGGAUUUGUACUUUCUCUUUUGAGAAAAAAAAACAUGAAUCACAAAACCUUGGGUAAGAGACAUGACAGUCAAUUGGUUCCAUUGCCGGACCAUUGAGACAAAAAACACUGAAAUACAAAGAUGGAAGUAUCUCGAUGCUACGUAGAGACAUGGCAGUCAAUUGGUUCCAUUGCCGGACCAUUGAGACAAAAAACACUGAAAUACAAAGAUGGAAGUAUCUCGAUGCCACGUAAUCUUCUUCAGCAAAAAGACGAUGGCCUUGAAUCUGGGAUUACAUAAAGACAUAAUUGCAGGAGUCUUUCUACCUACAUCUCUCCUCUUUAUGUGGGUGAAAGGAAGUGUUGCACAGCCGAGAGUGAAUAACGAGUGUCCGCUCUGUAGUGUGUAAAGUACAGGCCACCUUUGUUGCGGUCAUCCACAGUGACACAAAUUUCAAGAAGUCACUUGUCCUGGCAUGCAUCAACGAGAUAAGACAUCUUCCGGAGUUAACUGGUUAACCUCUCAGGUUGAACCCUCUGUCAGAAUGUACAGGGAUUUUACUGCCCGUGAUAAUAACGGCAGGUAUUUGUUAUCAGUUUUGUUUGUUUUCUUUUUUAUAUAUUAAGUGAUGGUAUUUUAUUGAAGACCCAUUGCUACUGUAAAUAGAUAGAUGGUGCGUACAGUGGUAUGAGUAAGCACUAGCGUAUAUAACUGAAAUCCCUUUAAAGAUGUACCUCAUUAUUGUAUAUAGCAUUAAUAUGCAGUUGGAUAAGCUGCUGCUAUUAUAUUAAGCUGUGCUAAAUAAUGGUUUGGAAGAGAUGGCUCAAUCUCUCAAAAUGUUGUUUGAAAUUCAAG